AUGUAUACUGUGACUAUUAGUGAUGAGGGUGACUGUUACCGGUGUUUUCCGCCCGACCCGGGCAUUGAGACUGCUGCUCUAGGUACUGGUGAGGCUGCUGCUCUAGGUGCUAGCGAGGCUGCUGCUCUAGGUGCGUCUGCUCCCUCAGGUGCUGGUGAGUCUGCUCUCUCAGGUUCUGCGUCGGCUUCGGCCUCCCACACCUUCACCCUUGACUCGGGGGCUUCUCGCUCCUUCUUUCGAGACCGCACCACACUCACGCCGCUUAGCCGGCCAGUUGCAGUCUCUCUGGCAGACCCCUCUGGGGGUCCUGUCCUUGCUCACUUCUCCACUGUCCUCCCGUGUCCGGCGGCCCCCUCUGGCACCCUGUCUGGUCUUUACCUUCCCUCGUUCUCUACGAACUUGGUGAGUGGUGCUGACCUACAGGAUGCGGGGGUUCACCAGUUCACUCCUGCGAGUCGGCGGGUGACCCACUGCACGGACGCUCGGACAGGCCGACACCUGGCCACGUUUACCCGUCGGCCGGGGUCGAGCCUGUACACCCUGACCACUGCGUCUCCUCCAGUCACUGCGUCUGGUCAGGUAGCUGCGUCGGGUCAGGUGUUUGCUGCAGCGUCCAGGUCUGGUCCUGAGUCUGCCCCCUGUUCGUGUCGCCUCCUGUCUCACGAGACUCUCCUCUGGCACCACCGCCUUGGUCACCCCUCCCUGCUUCGUCUCCGAAGCAUGGCCUCCCGUGUCCUUGUCUCUGGUCUUCCCCGGUCCUUCCCUCCCCUUCCUCCGGGGCCUGGCCCUACCUGCGUCCCCUGUGUCGAGGGGCGGCAGCGGGCUGCCCCUCACUCCUCCCAGUUUCCUCCGACAGAGGCCCCGCUGCAGACGCUUCACAUGGACGUGUGGGGCCCGGCCCGCGUCCGUGGACAGGGUCACGAGCGCUACUUCCUGCUGGUGGUUGACGACUACUCGCGUUACACCACAGUCUUCCCCUUGCGCAGCAAGGGUGAUGUCACUGAGGUGUUGAUCGACUGGAUCCGCGCAGCUUGUCUCCAGCUCAGGCAGAGCUUCGGCUCGGACUUUCCUGUUCAGCGUCUGCACUCUGACAGAGGUGGAGAGUUCUCCUCUGGCCUUCUGCGAGCCUACUGUCGUGCACGAGGCAUCCGCCAGACCUUCACGCUUCCGGACUCUCCACAGCAAAAUGGGAUUGCUGAGCGCCGCAUUGGCAUGGUCAUGGACGUCGCCCGUACGUCCAUGAUGCAUGCGGCUGCCCCCCAUUUUCUGUGGCCGUUUGCGGUUCGGUACGCGGCGCAUCAGAUCAACCUUCACCCCAGGGUCUCCAUGCCGGAGACCUCCCCAGCUUUGCUGUGGACGGGGAAGGUUGGCGAUGCGUCUGCGUUCCGUGUCUGGGGAUCUCGGGCGUUUGUCCGCGACUUGUCUGCGGACAAGCUGUCCCCUCGUGCUGCUCCUUGCGUCUUCCUUGGCUUCCCCCCUGACGCGCCAGGGUGGCAGUUCUACCACCCCACCUCUCGCCGUGUCCUGUCCUCCCAGGACGUCACGUUUGACGAGUCGGUCCCCUACUACCGCCUCUUCCCCUACCGCACUCCGUCCCUCCCCCCGCCACCGCUCUUCCUUGUCCCAGGUCCCCCCCCGGUAGACCCCCUCCCCCCUCAGGGUCCUGCCCCUUCAGGUGUGUCCCAGGUAGACGCAGUCGAGCCUGUCGAGGUUACUGGUGACUCUGGUGCUGCUGAGGGUGCUGAGCCUGGGGGUGCUGACUCUGGGGGUGCUGAGCGUGUGGGUGCUACGCGUGGGGGUGCUGAGCCUGAGGGUGCUACUACUGGGGGUGCUGAGCCUGAGGGUGCUGAGCCUGGGGGUGCUACUACUGGGGGUGCUGAGCCUGGGGGUGCUGAGCCUGGGAGUGCUACGCCUGGGGGUGCUACGCCUGGAGGUGCUGAGCCUGGGGGUGCGGAGCCUGAGGGAGCUGGGCCUGCUCGUGUGGCGUCUGGCGGUGCUGAGCCUGGAGGUUCUCCGGGUGCUUCGUCUCGGCGGGAGCCACUCUCUCCACAGGAGCUGCGCGAGUGGUUUGCCCGGCGCUGGAGGCGUGCUGCUGGAGCUGGAGGUUCUUCGGCUGCUGAGGGUGCUGGUGCCGCGGGUCCCGGAGGUGCUCGUACUGGGAGUACUGGAGCUGCUGGGCCUGCGGGUACGACUGGAGCUGGAGCUGCUGAGGGUGUUGGCGCUGAGGCUACUGCUGUCGGUCCUGGAGGCGGUCCUGCUGGGGGUGCUGGAGCUGGAGGUACUGCUGGCGCUGGUGCUGCCGCUGGGGGUACUGGUGCUGUCCCUGCUGUGUCUGGAGUCGCCACACGGCCUAGGCCGUACUUCGUUCCGCUCCUUCAGCAGGUUCUUGGUCUCCCGCCUUCUACUGGUCCUCCUCCUCCCUUAGAGUGUCCACAGCCUGUCCCGUCACAGUUACAGUUACAGCCGGCCUCUCCACUGCCCGCUCCUUCUCCCUACACUGGUCCUACUGGAGGUCUUGCUGAGCGUCGUGAGCCUGCGUCUCGCCCUGCGUCGCCUGUCCGUGCUGCUCGCACUAGUGCUCGUGGUUCGCGUCAGCGUCCUCCUCCUGUCCCUGGCACGCACCGGAUGUCUCUGCGUCCGUCCACUGCUCCUCUGCGUGCCCCUUUGCCUUCUCCUCCUGAGUCCUCUCUUCCUGCUCUUCCUGACCCGGAGUCGGACUCUCUUCGUGCUGCCAGUCCUACUGUCACGCGUCUCCUUGCUACUGUUGUCACUGACCCUUCCUUUGAGUCCACUGCUGCGUCUGCCCUUGUUACUGAGCUCGUCGACUUUGCUGCUCGCUGUCGUCUAGACUACGCUGCUAGUCUUGUUGCUGAGUCUGAGUCUGUCUGUCCUCCGUCCGUCGGGGGUGAGUGUGCCCUUGGCACGGACGUCCUUGAGGACAGGCAGGAGGAGUUCCAGUGUUUGGCUGCUGCUUCACCUCAUCUCGUGUCCGUACUGCUUACCCCUGAGGGAGACCCGGAUGCACUUGACAUCCCGACUCCGCGCUCUUACGCGGAGGCGAUAGAGGGUCCCUACUCCUCUCAGUGGCAGGCAGCUAUGGACGCAGAGAUGGCUUCCUGGAAGUCCACAGGCACCUACGUUGACGAGGUUCCCCCGCCUGGGGCGAACAUCGUCAGUGGCAUGUGGAUUUUCAGGGUGAAGCGGCCGCCGGGUUCUCCGCCUGUCUUCAAGGCGCUUUACGUGGCUCGUGGCUUCAGUCAACGGCAGGGAGUUGACUACUUUCAGACCUUCUCUCCCACCCCGAAGAUGACCACUCUUCGGGUACUGCUGCACAUAGCUGCUCACCGCGACUACGAGCUGCACUCUCUUGACUUCAGCACUGCUUUCUUGCAGGGCAGCCUGCACGAGGAGAUCUGGCUGCGUCGCCCACCUGGCUUCACUGGGUCUUUUCCUCCUGGCACCGAGUGGAGCCUCCGGCGGCCAGUCUACGGUCUCCGCCAGGCACCGCGUGAGUGGCACGACACACUGAGGACUACACUUGCGGCUCUUGGGUUUGCUCCCUCUACUGCCGACCCGUCGCUGUUUCUGCGCACCGACACUUCUUUGCAGCCGUUCUACAUCCUCGUGUACGUCGACGACUUGGUCUUUGCCACAGCUGACACUGCUGGACUCGCCCACGUGAAGUCCGAGCUGCAGAAGAGACACACGUGCACAGACCUGGGUGAUUUGCGCAGCUACCUUGGCUUGCAGAUCACCCGGGACAGAGCACGCCGCACCAUUACCCUGACUCAGUCACACAUGGUGCAGCAGGUCCUUCAGCGCUUCGGCUUCACGUACUCCUCGCCUCAGGCCACUCCUCUGCCUACUCGCCACUCGCUCUCAGCUCUGCCUUCGGAUGAGUCCGUAGAGUCGAGUGGCCCGUACCCAGAGCUUGUUGGCUGCCUCAUACCGGAGCACAUGGCUGCAGCGAAGAGGGUGUUGCGCUACUUGUGCAGUACGUCGGGCAUGGGGCUUGUGCUUGGAGGGCAGAGUCCAGUGGUCCUCACUGGACACGCAGACGCUUCUUGGGCUGACGACCAGGCUACGCAGCGGUCGUCACAGGGUUACACCUUCAGCCUUGGUUCCGGCUCUGUUUCGUGGCGGGCUACUCGCUCGUCUUCUGUUCUCGGCUCCAGUUGUGAGGCUGAGAUCUACGCCGGGGCCAUGGCUGCACAGGAGCUUCGCUGGCUCACCUACCUGCUGACUGACCUCGGAGAGCCGCCUCGUUCUCCUCCAGUGCUCUACGUAGACAACAAGGCCAUGCUGGCCUUGUGUCGAGAGCAGAGACUGGAGCACAGAAUGAAGCACAUUGCUCUUCGCUACUUCCUUGCUCGUGAGCUACAGCAGCGUGGUCAGCUGCGACUUGCGUACGUGGCCUCUGAGGCCAACACUGCUGAUAUCUUCACCAAGGCACUUGCGCCUUGUGAUCAUCAGCGCUUCUGUACUCAGCUGGGUCUUGUACCUACCUUGCCUCACUUGCUCACCUCUUGA
Closterium sp. Naga37s-1 is the source of this 4530-nucleotide messenger RNA. The record is from the annotation of a GenBank genome assembly. NCBI's taxonomy places the organism in Eukaryota, Viridiplantae, Streptophyta, Zygnematophyceae, Desmidiales, Closteriaceae.